Messenger RNA from Radiomyces spectabilis, 1455 nucleotides. RefSeq lists its product as uncharacterized. Gene Ontology annotation, molecular function: arginine binding; L-glutamate N-acetyltransferase activity, acting on acetyl-CoA as donor; acetylglutamate kinase activity. Bases 1 to 1455 code for a protein of 484 amino acids. NCBI's taxonomy places the organism in Eukaryota, Fungi, Mucoromycota, Mucoromycetes, Mucorales, Radiomycetaceae. Gene Ontology annotation, biological process: L-arginine biosynthetic process. Gene Ontology annotation, cellular component: mitochondrial matrix; cytoplasm. The record is from RefSeq and is a predicted model, not a curated record. The transcript is spliced from 2 exons.
AUGAAUACACAACCGAGUAAACGAGAGUUGCGCCAUUUCCUCAAACGAUACGUCCCUCAGCCAACAGCAGCGUCGAAUGUGGAUUUGGGGCUCAAGAAUCGUCCCUACGCAAACAGUAUACCCUCUCCAAAAGACUAUGUGGACAACUUGUUAAUGCCAUCGUACAAUCAGAUUGCAUUGACCAAAGUUGAAGGACCCUUUGAAAAAAGCGGCUGGCUCGCUGUGGGAUCGACCCUGUAUAAACUUCAAAAGCUCGGCUUAACCUCUAUCGUCGUCACCGACAAUCUCACCUGGUCCAACGAAAAGUCAUCGUCCGAGCUUUGCAAAGCCAUGAUUCGGGAAAGCAUGGCCCUCAUUGAAGCCAUUGAAAAAGCAGGCGGACGAGCACGUCCCAUUUACGGCUGUGUGACGGAACAGGAAUCAGCGUCUUCGGUUGAAGUGAAUUUCAGCUUCAUUCAAUCGGCUCUCGAUAGUCAUCAUAUCCCCAUUAUCAUUCCCAUCGUAUCGCAACCUACGGGCAUGCAACGGCCUAUGAGUGCCAAUGACACCAUGAUCGCGCUUACGCAAAAUCUGGUCAAGGAUGCUCAUCAUCAAAUGACGCCGGCCAAAAUUGUGGUGAUCAACAAUGAAGGCGGUAUUCCUAACCAUGAACGUCCCGGAACGGCGCACAGUCUCGUCAAUAUUCAGGAGGAAUACGAUACCAUUGUCGACGCAUUUCAGCGGAAACCAGCUUGGCAGCAAUCCAAUCCAACUGCGUUGAGCAACCUGGCGAUGAUCCGUUCCUGCCUAACGCACCUUCCCACUUCCUCUUCAGCGAUAAUUGUCCCUACGGUAUCGUUGCCUUCAGCUUUGAUUGCCAACCUAGUGACGGAUAAACCUUUAUAUUCAUCGUCUCUUCCUAUUCACAAUCUUCAACAAGGCAGCCCUGAUUUGGAACGGGUGAAUCAGAGUCGUACCACUGUCCUUCGGCACGGUAUCAAGAUCAAUACGUAUGAUAAGUUAUCACAGCUGGAUACGGACCGAUUAACCCGAUUACUGGAAGCGAGCUUUCAAAGGAAGCUCGAUGGUAAUGCAUUCUACGGACGCUUGGAGCGGGUAUUGGCUGGCGCCAUUGUGGCAGGCGACUAUGAAGGAGCAGUCAUCAUGACAAACGAAGACGCCGAAAAUGUGUCCCGAUCUCACGUGUAUCUGGAUAAAUUCGCCAUUGCCCCCACUAGUCAAGGCAUUGGCCUCACGGAUAUUCUUUGGCGGCGUAUGUGUGACGCUUAUCCCGAAAUCCUCUGGCGCAGCCGUAAAGAUAAUGGCGUCAACAAGUGGUAUUUUGAAAGAUCCAAUGGAUAUAUUAGACUGAAAGAUACAAAUUGGGUGGUAUUUUGGCACGGAGAAAAUGGAUACAAAAACAUGAAAGAUUAUGCUCAUAUUGCACGAUCCAUUCCGGCGUCUUUUUCCACCUAA